This is a messenger RNA of Oppiella nova, 438 nucleotides long. NCBI's taxonomy places the organism in Eukaryota, Metazoa, Arthropoda, Arachnida, Sarcoptiformes, Oppiidae. The record is from the annotation of a GenBank genome assembly.
AUGUCUGAAUGGGUCAAUGUUGGAGCACCCAAGGAUAAAUUAGUCAUGACUUUGCCAUUCUUUGGACUCUCAUGGACAUUAGUGAAUGAAAAGCAAAAUGGUGUAAAUGACCCUACAAAAGGACGUGGUAUUGCUGGCCCAUUCCUCUCAGAACCUGGUAAACUUGGAUACAACGAGAUGGCAGUGGCAUUUAAAAAUGAUUCGUCAGGGUGGGUGAUUACAACAUACGGUAAUAAUAGUUGGCAGUACGCCACAAAAGGUGACCAAUGGGUGUCAUACGAAACACCGGCUACUUGUGAAACGAAGGCUAAAUGGGUGGCCCGUAAUGGGUUCGCCGGUGUGGCCGUUAUGGCCGUCAAUAACGACGACUUCAACGCAUUGGCGUCCCCUAUGAGACACCCGUUACUAACGGCCGUUAAUAAGGGACUCCAUUCAUAA